GAGAGCUGCUCCAUGCUCCUUGCGGAUGUUUUCAAUUUGUACUUCAUUAGCUUAACUCCAUAAUUAACCAAUCAUUUUUAUACUUUUUUUUUAACAAACAAGAAACAACACAACAAACAAGAAUAUGUGAGAAGAGUCCAGUUGUCUCGAUUCAGACUUUGUACAUUAGCGUGAUUUGGAUGACCGGGAAUAUCCACAGACACGAAGAAAAGACGACAUUUUGGGCAAACACGUUGAAACAGUCAUUCAAGAGAGAAAGAUUUAAUUUGACUAGCAUCGACUCAACCAGGCCCAAUUGUGUCUGCCGGGCGCAGUGACUCUCCUGGCGGGCCAGAGGGCGCACGUGAGCCGCGUUGGCUGAGUGGCGAUGCCGCCUCCAGCCACGAGAGAAGAGAACAAGCGGAGACAAAACGCUCGCCCUCCCCUCCCCUCCCUUCCCUUCCCGUCCCUUCCCUCACUCUCGCUCCUCCGUGCCGUCGCCCAGUCAGCGCUCGGAGCUCCGACGCCGCGGCGUAUGUGCCUUGCGGCCGCGCGGAGAUAGCGCCCGCCCCCUCCCCACCCCACCACAGACACGGCGAGCCGCCCGCCUGCGUGGGGCCGGGGCCCGGCCUCGACAAAACCGAGAAUGUUUCGGGACCACCGGCGGCAUGUCGCGGGCUUGCUCCUGCUCUCACUUGAAAAGAGUCUUCGCUUUACUUCCACAAGUCAGCGCUGACAACUUUCAGAGGAGUUGGCUGUUUAAAAUACAAAAAACGAAAACAGACGACAACCAAUUGCGGUCUCAUGAUCCUAGCUUCUGGCGGCUCCGAAGAAGCCUCACAGAGUCGGGAAGGAGAUGCGCACGGGAUCCCCGCCAGGCAACUGGAUCUUCAAGAGGUUGUGUUUGUAAUCCGGAGUCAGAGCAACUCCUUCCACGCCAAGCAGGCGGAGAAACGACGGGAGGAUUUGCUCCAACAGGCGCACGCUCGGUCAGAGAAACCUCCAGUAGUUUUGCUCCUUCACAGUUUGUCUGACAACGAGGGAGACUGGAGCAUCCUUCCGCUCCUGCCUUAUUUGUCUGGCUCUUUCGGAAAGAAUUCCUCGUGGAUUGUGUUCCUGGAAGAGGAGACCGGCGUGAAGACGGCGAGGCUCGUUGAAGCGCUCGCAAACUUUGACGAGACUAAAGAAUGGUUCCUCGGGAAGCCGCUCCACGACGACGAGUCCACCAUCAUCCAUCACUACGCCUUUGCCGAAAACCCCUCCAUCUUUAAAUACCCCGACUUCUCUGCCGCAUGGGCCUUAAGCAUCCCCCUGGUGGUCCGGCUUGGAAACAAAGUCCAAGAGGAGCCGCUUAAAUCGGACUUCACCAUCGACCUGAAACACGAGGUGGCCUUGUACAUUUGGGACGGGGGCAACGGUCCUCAUCUGACCGCCGUGCCGCAGCUGUGCACGGACCGCGAGGACUCCCCUAAGGCUGAGCUGUGCGCCACCACGCUGAGACCCGAGCCUCCCCCCUGUGGGGAGCCAGUAAAAAAGGACAACGUCUUUGUUGCCGUGAAAACGUGCAAGAACUUUCACAGCGAGCGAGUCCCGGUCAUCAAGAAGACGUGGGAGAGACACGCAGUCUAUCUGGAGUACUACAGCGACCACGCCGACGCUUCGAUACCGACCGUUGAUUUGGGAGUACCCAACACGGAGAGAGGACACUGCGGGAAAACGUUCGCCAUCCUCAACAGAUUCAUGAGCGCCAACGUCCCCGACACCGAGUGGCUCCUCGUCGUGGACGACGACACGCUGAUCAGUCUCCCCCGACUGCGAUCCUUGCUGAGCUGCUACAACGCAUCGGAAGCCGUGUAUCUGGGCGAGCGCUACGGCUACGGCCUCAGCCAGGGCGGCUACAGCUACAUCACGGGAGGCGGCGGCAUGGUGUUCAGCAGGGAGGCGGUGGCGCGCCUCCUGCAAAGCGGCUGCAAAUGUUACAGCGAUGACGCGCCGGACGACAUGGUGCUUGGAAUGUGUCUCAACGCGCUCGGCAUUCCCGCCACACACAGUCCGCUUUUCCAUCAGGCUCGGCCGGAGGACUACGCGGCGGACUUGCUCGCUCACCAGGUGCCCAUUUCUUUCCACAAACACUGGAACGUGGACCCCGUGGUGGUUUUCCACAAAUGGCUGAAGGACGUCGACCGCGAAACCCCAACUGGACUCGACAGCGAUAAGAGCACCAAGACGGAGCUGUGAAUUAAAAACUCGUACGGAUGAAUGUGUAUGUACUGAGCGCGUUUCAGAUGUUGUCACAGUAAAGCUACGAUACAGCGUGUGCGGGACUAAAUUGCAUGUUAUAAAUAUUUAUACAGUACUGUGUAUGUAAAGAAACCUUACGGAUGACGUUCUCUCUGUAAUGUUCACCGAAUAGCCCUCUGCUGUGUUCUAGAAUCUAUUUUGAAAUAAAUGUGUACA
Messenger RNA from Syngnathoides biaculeatus (alligator pipefish), 2436 nucleotides. RefSeq names its product beta 3-glucosyltransferase a (gene b3glcta). The transcript is spliced from 16 exons. Bases 784 to 2217 code for a protein of 477 amino acids. Gene Ontology annotation, molecular function: acetylglucosaminyltransferase activity. Gene Ontology annotation, cellular component: membrane. The record is from RefSeq and is a predicted model, not a curated record. Lineage: Eukaryota; Metazoa; Chordata; Actinopteri; Syngnathiformes; Syngnathidae.